This is a messenger RNA of Peronospora matthiolae, 684 nucleotides long. The record is from the annotation of a GenBank genome assembly. NCBI's taxonomy places the organism in Eukaryota, Oomycota, Peronosporomycetes, Peronosporales, Peronosporaceae.
AUGACCCCUGCUGACACGCGUGCCGAGACGCUCGUAGCGUGGCUCCAUCGCCUUGAGCACGCCCACGCCGCUACCAUUACGUACCCCGAGACAAAGUCCUUAACGAUCCACGUCCUCGGUGCUGAUCACCGUGAGGGCAAUAGUGGAGCCGCAACCUUCGAGGUCUUCAGAGCGUUCACGGAACACGUAGCAGCUCGGACGCGUCUGACGUCGCUCCAGCUCGUGCUAGUGGGGCCCAACGUGUCCAGGACGCUGCAUCUCGACGAGUUCACCCAACAGUGUUCGGUCCCAGUAUCUGACAAUGGAGAAGCCACGACGUGCGACGUGAGGAUCCGCUACUUUGUCGGGAGCUUUGAGGCCUCUUUCCAAGACAAGGCACAGGUCUGGAAACCAGAUCUCGUCGUGUGUUUCAAUGCGGGAAUCUGGGGCUACAACGAGUGGCUGCCAGCCAUUCAAUUGGUGCUAAAGGACGUGCAAGUGCCGCUGCUCGUGACGUCGUACAAUGCCGACGAAGCUGGAGACGAUGAGGACGUGCUGGACGAGAUGAAGCUGGGCGAGUGGCUCUGGAGACCCGAGAAGAAUCCGUGGGGGGCGACGACGCCACGAGCGACGAACAACGCGGACGCAAAAGUGCUCAAGGAGAAUGACUACUGGAUGUGUCUCACUGGUUCUUCGCAUGCCUAG